Molecule: messenger RNA, 3105 nt
Organism: Saccostrea echinata
Lineage: Eukaryota; Metazoa; Mollusca; Bivalvia; Ostreida; Ostreidae
Exons: 5
Coding region: 1-3105 (1034 amino acids)
Biological process (GO): protein deubiquitination
Molecular function (GO): cysteine-type deubiquitinase activity
Source: RefSeq, a predicted model, not a curated record
AUGUCUUUUCAAAAUGUAACACAAUGUAUUGAGAAAGAAACAUUAAAACAUCCUAUUCGUGGAAUAUGGAGAAAUGAAGAACAACUUGAAUGUGAUGGUAACGAAGACGUAAUUUUCGAGAACUGUUUAAAGGAAACAUUUUUAAUCGCCGAGAGACUUCCAACAGAGUCAAAUAUUAUUCCAGAUCUACAAAACACAAAUGUUUUAAAUGUCGGAGAAGACAUCGACAAAACCGAUUACUUUGACAGCGAGGACGAAUACUGGGAGAAUCAUACGUCGACAAUGGGGGAUGAUUUUCAUUUCGAUGCAUAUGACAAGGGAUACAGUUCUACAUUUACAGGCACCAGGAAUAUGGGAAGAUAUAGUCAGGGAGUAGAACAAUACCUGAACAUGCCUGUCUUUCAAAAGUCUUUACGAAAGUUUGCAGUUGACAACAGUUUUGACGUACAUGACGUCAUUUCCGAUGGGAACUGCAUGUUUCGGGCUAUCGCUGAUCAGUUGCUAAUUAAUGGCUGCCUUGGGCAUACAACAGAAUCUCUCAGACUAACAGCAAUAAAGUAUCUUAGACAAAAUCCUUUCCAUCAAGACAAAGGUCACCUGUCUUCCUUUUUAUCAGAGGAAACAUGGGAGGAAUAUCUAACAAGAAUGUCGAGUUCUGGUGAAUGGAGCGAUCACAUCAUUUUACAGGCUGUAGCUGAUGUAUUCUCUCUAGAAGUUAUCGUCUUCAACGUCUACCAUGACGACAUUUGCCGGACUGAAGUGAAAGGAAAAAUGAACAUAAGUGACCAAAAUUGUUUAACAAUAUUUCUCGGUCACCUUGGAGAGUUCCAUUAUUUAAGUUUGCGUCCAAAACUAUGGCUGAGACACUGGCCUUACAAGGUUCUGAUACUAAGAAUCCUAGCCUGUUCAAAUGACACUGGCUCUGAAACAAAAAGGCACUUUAUAACACAACAGCUGAAAAGAAUGAUGGACGAAAGGUUCGUAUCAAAGACCACAUUACAUGAAAUUGCCAAAUUUGCUCUGCACAAGAUCGCUGUGAACGAGGGUGAAGGCUUGGGAGAGAAAUGUACCAAUGACAGGGAAUGGACACAUGUUUUCAGACCGUACAGCCAAUUGGAUUGUCAGUCCGGAGUGACUGAAGAAUCGUGUCAACACCUAACAGAGGAUGGGAUGCAGAUAGAUUCGCUGACAGGAAUGCCAUUAAUACAUUUAUCCUUCAUAAUGAAAAGUCUCCUGGCUCAAACACUCAAAAAAGUUUACUUUGUUCCGCAGGGUCAUCUAUUUUAUACAGAAGAAAAUCGAGAAAUUCUGUACUACCAUUUUAUAGGUCCUUUUUGUGACCCAUGUUUUUUUACGUUAAAAGACAUAACCCGUUCGCAGAAAAUGGACAAAUUCUACACUGAACGCCAUUUGAAGAGGCCAAAAAUUGUUAUCAUUAGAAAGGACAAAAGUUUAUUAUAUGCUGUUUCCUCUGAAAAAGAAAAUUCGCCAUCACAUUUAUACGUUGAUACUUCAGCUUCUCACCCUGGUUAUUGUAGGAUUAAACUUCCAAAGAUUCAGACAUCUUGCAGAGAUGAAAAUAUUUUGCAAAUUGACUCAAAUGUUUAUCUAAAAGCGUACGACAUUCCUGAAAGAAUUAAAUCUGUUCCGCAUUUUCAUGAAUAUGAAGUGCAGUGUAUUGGUUUUCAAUGUCCAUUCCCUUCAUUGACAUCUCAAUGGAGGAAGAAGAAAAGAAACUAUGAUUACCCCUCGGCCGUCCUCAUUGGCCGCGCAAGAGGAAAAAAGGUUACGUUAAUUCCAAAAGCGCACACAACAAGCGAAAAUUCAGCGAUUGAAUGGAAAUUCGACUUUUCCUUGGCAGAGUUCACAAUGAUUUCAAAUCUAACAAAGACACAACAAUAUGGAUAUUUUGUGUUUAAAGUGUUGCUCGAAAACAUGACAUCCCACCUUAACAAGACCCUGAAGCGAAAGCAUUUAAAAGCUGUAUAUUUGAAUGCAGCUGAGGAAAUGCCUUCUAGUGCUUGGGACACCUGCUUCAGUGGUUGUGUACUGUAUGUCAUCAGCAAAUUGUUGGCCUGUUUAAAAAUCGGUUUUCUGCCGCACUACUUCAUACCAAGCAAUAACCUUAUUGAUUGUUUUUCGGAAGCUGACAUCAAUGCUCUCUCUGUGUGCGUUGAGUCUAUUCGUUUGUUUCCAGUAAAUAUCAUCCAGUUUGUUGCCGAAACACAUGGAUUUAUGUAUGGAAAAAACUUAAUAAAUUUGAUUCUGUCAGACGUAUCGUCUUUUGUGCAAACAAAGGAUUUAAGAGCUACUGUGGAAAAAACAUUGAUUCCAACAUCCAUUCGCACAACAAAGGUUCUCUCAAGAAUGGGAUUUUAUGACGCAGUAUCUCUGCUGCUUGAAAAUAUGUAUGAACAGCUGCUUUUGCUACCAGAUUCAGAAAGAAAUACUCUGAACUUUCAAGAUUUCAUUCAGGAUGUAAUUGACAAAAUUGACCAACGGUCAUCUCGAAUCAUUCUUGCAAAAUAUUUUGACAGAGACUAUGGACUACAUCUGUCAGCAAAUUAUACGCAAGAUAAUGCUUCCAAACUGAAAAACCUUUUACCAUGGGAGGUAGAUGAUAAAAUCGGUUGGUUAACUGUACCAGAUGCCCCAGCUUCAGAUUUAACUUCAAUAGCAAAGUUUUUGUACGGGUAUAGUCUAGCAGAAUUAGACAAAAGGAACGCAACACUAAGUUUAUCUACAAUAGAAACAGCCAUACGCUGUUUAAAACAUGUAAUCGAACAAAAUUCUUUAGAGAUGAGCACCAUUGAAGAUCAGAUUUUGAAAGAAGAUGUGGUUUCACAAACCCGUGAACUGAAGCAAAACCUAAACCAGUGCUACUUGCAUUUGUACCGUGCAUCAUGUUUAGAAAUGUACAUAUAUCCUUUAAUCAAUCAUAUGGAUGACAUAGAAAGACAAUGCGAGGAAUUCCCAAACAUGACUGGCAUAGUCGGCGAAAUGUUUCGCCAUUUGAGAAUGCCCGACAAGCAGAGGGAAUAUCAGUUAAAAUUCAGUUCGUAUCUUUCAGAAACAGGAGGUCCUAAGUUUAUAAUCUUAUUAUGA